Messenger RNA from Odontomachus brunneus, 3784 nucleotides. RefSeq names its product calcium homeostasis endoplasmic reticulum protein (gene scaf6). Gene Ontology annotation, biological process: RNA processing; intracellular calcium ion homeostasis. The transcript is spliced from 8 exons. Gene Ontology annotation, molecular function: RNA binding. Bases 478 to 2781 code for a protein of 767 amino acids. Gene Ontology annotation, cellular component: perinuclear region of cytoplasm. The record is from RefSeq and is a predicted model, not a curated record. Lineage: Eukaryota; Metazoa; Arthropoda; Insecta; Hymenoptera; Formicidae.
UGCGCUACCGCAGCACGUUCUCUCUCAGUUUCGUUCAGAGCACCCUUAUUACGGUGCACCAAUCCCGCAUUCUCAUAUAUUACCUGCGACUACGUGACAGUCGUCAUGCUUGUGAUUUCGUCGUUUUUUUUACCUGCGCUUGACCUUACUCGGCGAACAUAAAGCAUGUUCGAAGCGUGGGUCCGCUCAAUAGGUUACCUGCGUGUCUUACAACCAACUUGCUAUCGAGUGUUGAGCGAGUAGACGCGAAGGAAAAUAUCUCAUGUAAAUGAGCUUGCGAGAAUAUUUUAGGUUAGAAUAAUUUUGGACUUGCAUGAGUAGCGAUUUAUCAUUUCCACCAUUUUCGAUUCAUUUUCCGCGGGAAUGUACUCAGAUAGUAGCUAAAUUUAGACGUGAUUACGAGCUUAUACAGAGUUACGGAACAUCAUUGACAAGCUGGCGCAGUUUGUCGCGCGCAACGGACCAGAAUUUGAGCAGAUGACUAAGAACAAGCAGAAGGACAACCCAAAGUUUGGUUUCCUGUUCGGCGGGGAGCACUUCAACUACUAUCAGUACAAAGUGACCACGGAGCAAGCCAUUUUAAAGCAAAAAGGAAUAAAUCCAAUGCAAAAUGCAGACCCACGUUUAAACGUUUCGCAGCAGCAGCAAACAGCCGCUACCGUCUCGCAGCCACUGAAUAACGUCAAUCUUGCGUCCGGUCUAAGUACACAACAAAACAAUGGCAUAAAUCCGGUGGUCGGAAUCGGACCGGUCGGAAGCCAAGGCGGUCCCGUUUUGCCUGGCGUGCCUGGACAGAUCGGGGGGCCGGGAAAUGCAGGGCCGCCCGGAAUCGGACCAGUUUCCGGCAUGGGAGGUGUGAACCCACCGAUCGCCGGGGUCGCGCAAGCGGUUAACAUCGGGGGCCCACCCGCGUGGCUCCAGAAUGAACUGGCGAAUCUACAGUCGCAGCAGACAACGUUGCAGGACCAAGUCAGACAAUCAGAACAGAACCUGGCUGCACAACAUGCUGCGCUGAUGGCGCAACAGCAGGGAAGAGUAGAGGACGCCGUGAGGCAGGCACAGGAAACGGCGCUGCAAAACAGUGCGCAAAGCACAAACACAGAUCUGGCUGCGUUUGACACGGUACUGCAACCGAUCAUCGAUAGCUGCACGAAGGACAGCAUAAGCGCGGGAAAGGCCUGGAUACUUCAAAACUCAAUUACGCCACAGAGCAAUCAAGUAGUCGCCGAUCAUUUGCUGAAGAAAGUAAUUCAGGGAACAACUUUUAGCCACAAACUGCACAUUAUUUAUCUGGUGAAUGAUGUCUUGCAUCACUGUGCAAGAAAGAAAUCUAUGGAUCUUCGUAAGGCGAUGGAAAGUGUUGUUGUGCCCAUGUUCUGUAACACCUCACUAGCCGCAUCUGAAGAACAGCUUAAUAAGCUAAACAAACUGUUGAGCUUGUGGGAGUCGAAGAACAAUUACUUCGACGAAGGAAUCAUAGAUAAGUUGAAGCAGCCGAGUGCUUCUUGGUCGGAAUACCAAGCUAGUUUGGUAGCGCAGUAUGCCAACGCUAUCACACCCAUUACGGCGUCAACGAAGCAAACGUUCGAUAACUAUCAAGCGCAACAUCAAGCGUUCGUUACACAUGCGCUCAGACAAAUCCAGAAUAUCGAGCAGCAAAAGAUAGCAAUAGAUCAGCAAUUGAAAGCACCGCCGCCGCCGCCACCACCCCAAAUGAAUCAGCAGAACAUUUCCAUACCACCUAGUCAUCCCGGACCGCCGGGCACAAUAGGCACAGAUGUGAACUUCAGCCAACCGCCACCGGGAUGGGGUGUGCCUCAAUCAAACGAACCACCGCCAUUUAGCAACGUACCUCUGCCGGACUUUUCGAAGCCACCACCAGGUUUUGGACCCGCACCUGUUAUUCAUGAACCUUCCGUGGAGGACUUAAUGCCUAGCAUGCCUUACUUCGAGCUCCCAGCCGGUCUUAUGGUGCCCCUGAUAAAGCUGGAGGAUGGGGAAUACAAGCCGCUAGAUCCUGACGCGAUAAGACUUCCACCGCCUGCUCCUCCAAGCGAUCGUUUGGUUGCAGCUGUAGAAGCGUUUUACGCGCCACCAAAUCAUGAUUCUCCGAGAGACAGUGAUGGCUGGGAGAAGUUGGGAUUGUACGAGUAUUACAAGGCGAAGAAUUCCGCGCGCAAGCGCAAGGAGGAGGAUAUAACCGCCGGCAUCAGACAAAGAUCUAGAUCUCCAUCACCGAUCCUGCGACCGAGAUCCAAAAGUCCUAGUCCGCCAAAGAAACGUUACAGGAGCAAAUCGCGCAGCAGGUCGCGUUCACGUUCGCGAGGCAGAAGUAGAUCCAGAUCGCCGGCGACUAACCACAGACGCAAUAGUCGCAAUAGCAAUCAUAAUAGCAGAAGUAGAAGGAGGAGAAACAGUAAUAAGGAUCGUAGCCCUGACAGAAGGAUGGAUAGACAAGAUAGGAGUCCAACACCUCCAAGUUUUCUUGGCUCCACAUACAGUAAAGUUCCGCAGGAGAUCAGUAUCGACGAGAGCAAUAAAGGACAUCAGUUGCUCAAGAAAAUGGGUUGGGGUGGUGCGGGUCUUGGCGCGAACGAACAGGGUAUCGAGGCGCCCAUCUCUGGCGGCGAGAUUCGCGAUAAGAACGAUCAGUACAAAGGAGUCGGUAUCAAUCUAAAUGACCCGUACGAGAACUUCAGGAAAAGUAAGGGUCAGGCCUUCAUCACAAGAAUGAAAGCAAGAGCGGAGGAGCGAGCCGAGGAGAGAGGGGAGCGUGACUGAAAGCGUCGUUGAUGAAAUACGAGGUUAUUUGAGUGUUCAUGAAACUUUUGUUAUUGGAACCAGUCACAAAACCUGGUAUACUCCGAAGAAGAAAAGAAGAAGAAGAUUCUUGUUUCGCGAUGGACACAAUUCUGGAGCGUUUAUCCGCGGUCCUAUCUGUCUUUCAAGACUCGCUUGAAAGAUCGACACACUUCCUUGACUCUUAAGAGCAGUUGUCUUUCAUCAACCGAACCCCAUCGUGCCGAGUGAUCGCAGAUGGGUGCUGAUUGUUGUAUUCUGAUGCCAACACUCACUCCUGAUGACAGCAAUCAGCGCGUAUUUUGUGUCUCAAAAAAUUGUACAUUUUUUAUAUAGGUACACAUAUUCUGGAACGCGACAUUUCUGAAGAAUUAAUCUCAAUUUUCCGGCGCUUGAGCGCGUACGCUGAUGUACAUUUUUUAUGAGUAUACAGAGUGUCACGUAACAUCUAUCACGUCGAUAUCUAUCACGUGACAUGGUGCAUAAAUUGAAAUUGUACCUAUUUGUUGUUUAAUGAUUCUUUUAUUGGAUGUUGUAUACGACAUUCUAUUAGAAAUUACAGAGAAACAUAUAUUUAAUGACUCUGUAUCGAUAAAUGAAGCUAUAUCGAGCUCCGAAGCUCUUUCGAAAUCUGAUAAAAGGAGAUUGGUCCAUUUUAUUUGCAUAAUUUUGCAUUAAUCGGGAUUAAAGUGAAGCAAGAUCCUUCGUCUCUCGGACUAAGGGAGUCACAAUUCCUGUUACAUUUUAAUCGUGUACGUAAUGCGUAACGACGAUAAUUUUCGUUCCGUUGCCACGCAUUACAUUACAGCAGCAUGUUGCAUGAUCAUACAGUUUUCUUCUGUAUUAUCUUGUUAUGUGAACAUAAGGGAGAGAAACAGAAAAAUACAGACCAUACAGUACGUAUCUAGUAAGUUAAGAAAUGAUUAUAUUGGAUACACAACGCGAUAGCUCAAAGAAAAAUAAAAACUGUACAUUUAUUACGAAA